This is a messenger RNA of Entrophospora sp. SA101, 768 nucleotides long. Lineage: Eukaryota; Fungi; Glomeromycota; Glomeromycetes; Entrophosporales; Entrophosporaceae. The record is from the annotation of a GenBank genome assembly.
AUGAUGAUGACAUCUUUAACCACAAUAACACCUUUCGAAUCACCAUUUCAAUCAAGAAAUCCAUCAACAACAAAUCUAAAUACAAUUUCAACAAAUACAUCAGAAAUCUCAUUUAUUAAUAUAACCCCUGAUGAAAUUAUAAAUUCUAUAAAUUAUUGUAAUGAUUCUGAUGAUGGCAGUAUUCAUAAAUCAAAAAGCAAUGAUUUAGAAAUAAAGCUAGUCGAACCGAUUGUAUUUUUUAGAGAUGUACCUGAAGAAGCUAGAGAAGUUUUUUCACAUAAUUGGAAAUUUAUUACUGCAAACAAAUCACCACCCACAUCUUCAACUUCUUCAUUAAAUUCACCAUCACUUAAUAAAUUUAACUUUUUAAAAUUCAAUAAAAAAUUUCACGGCGACAGCAGUAAUGAUAAUAACAAAACAUUGUUAGAAGAUCAGGAAGAUGGCGAUGUUGGAAAUGUCACUUAUCAACAAAUAAUGGAUGUAAAUUUGCCUGUUUGUUCAGAACCUGUGCAUUAUUCUUGUUCGACUUCUUUAAUAAAUGUGUCGCAUGAUUUAAAAUUUUCUUUUGCAAUCACUUUACCACAAGAUCCUCCAAAGAAUGCAGAGCUUAAACUAAAUAUCCCAAUAACAUUAUUAUCUUGUAAGGCAAUUGAUGAUUUUAUAGCUUUACCAAAUUACGAGGACAAUGAUUUUUAUUGUCCUUGUAACCCCGCAUAUCAAAGAACGGCAACAAUUGCGUUGAAUGCAUCAAUUUCUGGUGAUUUAUAA